Cuscuta epithymum is the source of this 1017-nucleotide messenger RNA. NCBI's taxonomy places the organism in Eukaryota, Viridiplantae, Streptophyta, Magnoliopsida, Solanales, Convolvulaceae. The record is from the annotation of a GenBank genome assembly.
CGGCAAAAAAAAGUGGCGAAUUGGAUCUCUGAUUGUCUCCCGGAACAGGCCCAAAUCUGCCGUCGUUCUCUACACUGCCACUCGGCUAAACCUGGCACAGAAGAUACAUUCUGAGAAUCCACAGAGAGCAACUAUGAGAUAUUUUUAUACUAUAUUGAUUUCUUCCCUUUUUGUGCUAUGCUGUAUGCUUACUAGUAAAUCUGAGGUCAUUACGCUCACGGCCGAGACAUUCAAUGAUAAGAUAAGUGAGAAGCACACUGCUUGGUUUGUGAAAUUCUGUGUUCCUUGGUGUAAGCAUUGGCAUCUUUAUACAUCUGUAAAAAGGUUUAGUGUAAGCCUUAUCUUGUUUUUUCUUUUCUUUUUUAAAAGUAAAAACUUGGGAAAAUUGUGGGAAGAUUUAGGAAAGGCAAUAGAAGGAGAGGACUCGAUAGAGAUUGGAGAGGUUGAUUGUGGCACAACUAAAUCGAUUUGUCAAAAGGUUGAUAUCCAUUCUUAUCCAACAUUCAAGCUCUUUUACAAUGGAGAAGAGGCUGCUAAAUAUCAAGGGCCAAGGGAUGUGGAGUCCCUGAAAUUGUUUGCAUUAGAAGAAACAGAAAAGGCGGAAAGGAAGGCUGAAGGUGAUGAAGAUAAAGAGUUAUAAUUUGUUAUUCAAAUUUGCAUCAUUUGCUGGAAACGCGUAGAGCCGUAGACACAAAAACAUGGAAUGUGAAUUUUCCUGCCCGACAUCAAGAGUGGUAUUUAGAUUGGACAAUGGUUGUAAUCUAGUUUUUCCUUUUCUUUUCCUGGCCCUUUAUCCUGGAUAGUGGAUACCUAUCAUUACGCCUGCUCUUCUUGUGGACACAGUAGAAAUCACGUUUUAUCAAAUUAAACAUUUUUUUUCCAUUUCCAUUAGUAUUCCCGUAUCUCAAAUCUCAAUUAGUCCUAAAUUUGAACAUGGGAAGGUUUAGAUCAACAUGCAAAUAUGUUUAGCUAUGUAUGGUAAUAUGGUUGACAAAAUACACUUGAAUCUUGCUAGCC